This is a messenger RNA of Helobdella robusta, 360 nucleotides long. RefSeq lists its product as hypothetical. The transcript is spliced from 4 exons. Lineage: Eukaryota; Metazoa; Annelida; Clitellata; Rhynchobdellida; Glossiphoniidae. The record is from RefSeq and is a predicted model, not a curated record. Bases 1 to 360 code for a protein of 119 amino acids.
AUGAGUAUGUGUCGUAACAAUCCUUUUUGCCCGAGAGCUAUGUGUCUUGGAAGCAGUGACAAAGACUUGGAAACUUUUGAUAUGCAGUGGGACUACCAUGCGGAUCUGGCUGCCGAUAACUGGCCUGUCUUCUUAAAUGGUAACGAUGCCUUUGAGGAAAGAAAGCACUUGGUUGAAGUGCCAACAAAAUCAAGAAAACAUCACGAUGGCUACUUAUGGCUCAAGGAACUGAAACCACGGGUAAAAAUGAAAGUCAUCCACUUGAAUAAGUCAACCCUCAUUCAUCGGGGUACAGAAGUUAGGGACGAACAGGCUAAGGAGAAUUUUUCUUUCUACCAUCUUGUCGCAAAAAACUCUUGA